Thermothelomyces thermophilus ATCC 42464 is the source of this 252-nucleotide messenger RNA. RefSeq lists its product as uncharacterized. Gene Ontology annotation, cellular component: nucleolus; U4/U6 x U5 tri-snRNP complex; sno(s)RNA-containing ribonucleoprotein complex. Gene Ontology annotation, biological process: maturation of SSU-rRNA; mRNA splicing, via spliceosome. Bases 1 to 252 code for a protein of 83 amino acids. NCBI's taxonomy places the organism in Eukaryota, Fungi, Ascomycota, Sordariomycetes, Sordariales, Chaetomiaceae. The transcript has 3 exons. Gene Ontology annotation, molecular function: RNA binding. The record is from RefSeq and is a predicted model, not a curated record.
AUGGAGAACGGCGCAGCUACCCAGAGCGGCGAGGGAAAGGACCCCUCCAGCUUUUUGGGCGAGAUCAUUGGCAACCCGGUAACGGUUAAGCUGAACUCGGGCGUCGUCUAUAAGGGUGAGCUCCAGUCAGUGGAUGGGUACAUGAAUAUCGCGCUGGAGAAGACGGAAGAAUACGUCAACGGCACAAAGCGGCGGACUUAUGGCGAUACUUUCGUGAGAGGAAACAAUGUCAUGUACAUCUCGGCAGAUUGA